GUGAGCUAGCACUGGAUCUUUGAUUUGAAUGGAUGCAAGGCCAGAGCUUGAAACGGGUCGGAUCAUUUCACAAACGGUGCCACCCUGUUGCCAUCAGCCCUUUAACGGCUCAAAGAUCAAUUCUUUAUCAAACCCAGAACACAGAAAUGGCGACUCAAUCCAAAAGACGAUCCAUGUGCCCGGCAUGCUCAAAACCGACCCGCCUCUGCCUCUGCACCCGCCUCAAGGUUCCAAAGCUCCACAACUCCAUCGCCGUCACAAUCCUCCAGCACAGUUUAGAGAAGAAGCACCCUCUCAAUUCCACCCGAAUAGCAUCCAUCGCCCUCCAGAAUCUUAGUGUGAUCCCAGUUUCCGAUGUCAAUUCCCAGGCCCGGUUUUUAAUCCGGCGCUUGUUUAACUCAAACCUUGAAAGGUCGAGUAGCUGUGAGGCCUGUGACCAACACGUCGUCGGUUUUGCAGUUGACAAGUACGGCACAGUUCUAUCUUUCCAAGAUGUUUGGAUGAUGGAAAAUGGGUCACCGCCAAGAUGUGGUUUUGAUCGGUUAUUGGCUUCAAGAGAAGCUGUUGAUGAUCUGGGCAAAGGGUUUGUGGUGAAAAAGUUGCAAACAAAGCCCUUGAGGGGAGGCAUUGGGCUUGAGGGCAUGUUGAGAGACCAAGACGAAGAAGAAGAGAAUGAAGAAUUUGAAAUUAGAGUUGGUGCUGGGUCAGUGUUACUUUUCCCAAGUGAGCGAGCAGUGAGGGUUGAAGAUCUGAGAGGUGUUGAAGUGAGGAAUUUGGUAGUGUUGGAUGGGACUUGGAGUAAAGCUAAGAGAAUGUACAAAGAGAAUCCAUGGCUGAAACUGCUGCCACAUGUGAAGCUUGAUGUGUUGGAUGGGAUGAGCAGCUUGUAUGGUGAAGUGAGGCAUCAACCAAAGGAGGGAUACUUCUCCACCAUUGAGAGCAUUGUGUAUGCACUCAAGGCUCUGGGCGAAAAAGAUGAUGAAGACUCAAAGGGCGGCUUGGAUGAUCUGCUCGAUGUUUUUGUGUCCAUGGUUGCAGAUCAAAGGCGAUGCAAAGAUGAGAGAUUGCGCCAAGCCAACCAAACAAACUUCUUGUAGUUAUACUCCCUCCCCUUCCUCUGUGUUCCUAUCCAUCCAGCAUGUAUAAUGCUGCUGCAUCAAGUUUCUUUCUUUCCUUCUUUCUUUUAGCCUUUUAGGUAACAUUUCUUUUUUUUUUGGGAACCCUUUUAGGUAACAUUUCGUCCAUUAACUACUUUUUUGUUACUCCC
Molecule: messenger RNA, 1267 nt
Organism: Cuscuta epithymum
Lineage: Eukaryota; Viridiplantae; Streptophyta; Magnoliopsida; Solanales; Convolvulaceae
Source: the annotation of a GenBank genome assembly